Molecule: messenger RNA, 2019 nt
Organism: Rubroshorea leprosula
Lineage: Eukaryota; Viridiplantae; Streptophyta; Magnoliopsida; Malvales; Dipterocarpaceae
Source: the annotation of a GenBank genome assembly
GGCGGGUACUUUACCACCAGCAUAGCAGAGAGGAUUGUUCAGAUUUUUCAAAAAUCAAUUCCUAUGAGGGUCUUGCUCUUGAAACGACAUUCUAGCGCUCUUGCAUCUCUAGAGCCCAAAAUUUCUUCAGAUAAAGAGUACAGAAUCCUUGAUUUUUGCAAGUCCGGUGCGCUUCUGGAUGCAAUUCAUCUCCUUAACUCCGCAGAUGUCAGCACUGAAAUCUCUGUUAAACCAAUCCUGUACGCUAAACUCCUGCAAACUUGCACCAAGGUCUUGUCCUUCACUCAUGGUCUCCAGAUCCAUGCCCAUGUGGUUAAAUCCGGUCUUGAGAACGAUCGCUUUGUGGGUAAUUGUUUGCUUUCUUUGUAUUUCAAGCUGGCCCCUGAUUUUAGAGACACCCGCAAGGUUUUUGAUGGUUUACUUGUAAAAGAUGCGAUUUCGUGGACAUCAAUGAUUUCGGGGUAUAUUCGUGUGGGAAAGUACAAGAGGUCGCUUGAAAUGUUCUUGGAGACGUUGGAUUUUGGUCUCGAGCCAAAUGGAUUCACUUUAUCUGCAGUGAUCAAGGCCUGCUCUGAGAUCGGGAAGCUAAGGCUCGGCAGGAGCUUUCAUGGGGUGGUAAUGAGACGUGGGUUAGAUUCAAGUCCGGUUAUUUCCAGCGCCUUGAUUAAUUUUUAUGGGAGGAAUUAUCAGGUGAUGGAUGCAUACCAGGUGUUCAACGAAUUGCCUGAACCAGAUGCUAUUUGUUGGACGUCGGUUAUUUCAGCACUCACGAAGAAUGAUUUGUAUAGGGAAUCUUUAUGUUUUUUCUAUUCGAUGCAGAGGAAUCAUGGCUUGCGCCUAGAUGAGUUUACAUUCGGGACUGUUUUGACUGCUUGUGGUAAUUUGGAGAGGUUGAAACAAGGCAAACAAGUUCAUGCUAAGGUUAUUACUUAUGGGCUCCAGGGUAACGUGGUGGUGGAGAGCAGCCUUGUCGACAUGUAUGGAAAAUGUGGGUUACUUAAUCUGUCUCAGCAUGUUUUUGAUAGGAUACCAAAGAAGAAUUCAGUUUCUUGGUCUGCAUUGCUUGUAGCAUACUGUCAAAAUAACGACCAUGAAUCCGUUUUUAGGAUUUUCAGUGAAAUGGAUGUGGUUGAUAUUUACUGUUUUGGAACUGUUCUUCGUGCUUGUGCUGGUUUGGCAGCUGUUAGACAAGGGAAAGAGGUUCACUGUCAAUACGUGAGAAGGGAUAGUUGUAGAAAUGUAAUUGUAGAGUCAGCCUUGGUUGAUCUGUAUGCUAAAUCUGGUUGUAUUGAUUUUGCACAUCAUAUCUUCACUAGUUUGCCAGUCAAGAAUUUGAUAACCUGGAAUGCAAUGAUUAAUGGUUUUGCUCAAAAUGGAAGAGUCAGCGAAGCUCUGAGCAUAUUCGAAGAGAGGAUUAAUAAAGGAAUGAAGCCUGAUUACAUUAGCUUCAUUGGCGUUCUUUCUGCUUGUGGUCAUACAGGUUUGGUGGACCGAGGGCGAAAAUAUUUCACCUUAAUGGUUGAGGAGUAUGGAAUCAAACCGCGAAUUGAACAUUACAAUUGCAUGGUUGAUCUCUUAGGCCGCGCUGGUUUACUAGAAGAAGCUGAAAGUUUGAUAGAGAAUGCAGAUUGCAGGAAUGAAUCCUCUCUUUGGGCUAUCAUUCUUGGUGCCUGUACAGCCUCUACAAAUUCCAGCACUGCCGAGCGCAUUGCUAGCAAGAUGAUCGAACUGGCACCUGACUACCACUUGAGUUACGUUUUGCUUGCUAAUGUAUAUAGAGCAGUGGGAAGAUGGAACGAUGCUUUAAAGAUUAGAAAGCUAAUGACAAAACGAGGCGUCAAGAAGAUACCAGGCAAGAGUUUGGUCGAAACUCAACAGUAAUUCCAGUUCUUUUCUGGCUGUGGAUUAUUUGGAAAUGCUUGGCAGGGUUAACUAAAUUCGUUCACGACAAUUAUUUUUUGGGACAGCAUACUUAGAUUUCUGUCUCAUGUAGAGAAUUAAUAAAUUUGUAAUUUCUAA